This is a messenger RNA of Bombus terrestris (buff-tailed bumblebee), 3671 nucleotides long. RefSeq names its product major facilitator superfamily domain-containing protein 6 (gene jef). NCBI's taxonomy places the organism in Eukaryota, Metazoa, Arthropoda, Insecta, Hymenoptera, Apidae. The record is from RefSeq and is a predicted model, not a curated record. The transcript has 11 exons. Gene Ontology annotation, cellular component: membrane. Bases 291 to 3335 code for a protein of 1014 amino acids.
UUCGCGAGCAGAAGGUGCCACACGCUGGGCCAUCGAUUCGACGCUCGUCUAAAAGGAUUGUAGCUGGUGAUCCCCGAAAGACGACAGACGCUCGAAGAAGAACUUACUCGAGGAACUACGCUCGUGAACAGUUCAAGGUGGGGCCGAUUCUUAGAAUCGGUCGGAUAUCGUUUCUCCGAUUCUGGAUACCACGGUGGUCAUCGAUUCCUCCAUUCGAUUUAAUCUAAGUGUCUCGGAGGAAAAAGAACGUAGAUCCGAGGAUAGGAUAGUCACAGUCCUGGGCUCCAGUCAUGCCGAAUUACUAUGCACGCGAGAAUUACGAUUAUGGGACAGCCGAUGGAACAUCGCAGGAGGGUCCUGGUAGAACGAUACAACAGGUGCCAGGUGCCAGGCCCAUAGUGGACCCACAAGCCCAAGGAGAGGUCGAUCCUACCUUGUAUCCUCAACCAAAGGAGGCGACGCACAAGAUUCGUGGCAAGAGCGACGUGAUCGAGUACCUGUUUGGUUCCGUAGAUCAGGAAUUGCUUACCGUGAAAACGUUCUACUUCUUCUUCUAUUCGGCCUUUGGUUCACUUUUUCCUCUGAUGGGAGUCUAUUUCAAGCAGAUGGGCAUGAACGCCGGCCAGUGCGGUCUCCUGAUGGGACUAAGACCCUUCAUCGAGUUCCUUAGCGCGCCUUUCUGGGGUUCGUUGGCUGACAGGUGGCAGAAGGGCAAGGUGAUUUUUUUAGCCUCUCUCUCUUGCUGGAUCAUCUUCACUCUUCCUCUGGCCUUCAUGCAACCACCGGCCACAUCGUGUUGGGUUAUACGAAACAACACGCCGUAUCUGGAACCGCCGAACCCUAAAUUAAGAAUAGUUAAACGGUCCGCCAAUCUUGACGAUUUUUAUCAUCAAAAUGACGAAGAAUGUUUAGAGAUAGCGGACAACGUCGUUUUCGAGAGGCUGCGUAAAAACAGGAAGACAAAUCUACUGGCCGCUCCCGAUUUACUAAUGAAUAAGGACAGGAUGAACAAUGUAUACGAAAUUUACGAUCCCAAUAACCAUAGAAUUCGAAGAGAAACGCAAGAAGGAACAAGUACUUCAACAGAGAUAGCGGACAACGUCGUUUUCGAGAUGCUGCGUAAAAGCAAGAAGAUAAAUCUACUGGCGGCUCUCAAUUUACUAAUGGAUAAGGACAAGACGAAGAAUGUAUACGAAUUUUACUAUCCCGAUAACCAUAGAAUUCGAAGAGAAACGCAAGAAGGUACAAGUACUUCAACAGAAGAGAGCCUCGUCGAAGAUUUGAAAUACAAACAGCUGGUGUUCGAAGAAAACGAUCCUGAAGCUAAGACUAUCGACUUUGAGACUCUGCAAAGAAAAAACCGUCCAGCUGAUGUGCUCGAAUACAAACGUUUCCUAAAUAACCAACCUUUGGACGAUGGAAGACCACCAAAGAAGGCGUAUACGCAUACCAAGACGAGAGUGAAACCACCACCAAUGAAGGUCAUGGUGAAAAGAGACGCCAAUGAUGAAAUUUCAGAGGAGGAGUUUCUAUCCAAGUUUCAAACGGUCACCGAGAAGUCUCCAAGUAAAGUAUCCUUGUUGGACGAAGAGGAAGAAGAAGAAGAAGCGAACGAAAAUGACGAAAAUAAUGAUGAAGAUGUCCAGAUGCCGUUGGUUAGAACCAAACGUUACGUCAACGUACCUCACUCCGGCAAGAGUCCUCAUAGUGUUUCCAAUGCUGCGAAUUACAACGAAGAGGAGAACAAAGGAUGGGUGAAACCUCUCUACAGUUCGAUUGUCUACAGAUUACCGGACAUCCAAAAAACCUUCUUCCUCCUGUUACUGUUGGUGAUAGUGGGUGAAUUCUUCUCGGCGCCUGCGAUCACUCUAGCUGACUCUGCCGUCAUAACUUUAUUAGGCGAAGACGCGGACAAGUACGGUCACCAGCGAAUGUUCGGUAGUUUAGGCUGGGGUCUUGCUAUGUUCUUCGUCGGUAUCGCUCUAGAUCAUAGCACUGCGUUCUCCGAGCAUCCAUGCGGUCCAGAUGCAAUGGAGAAGAAUUAUACGAUCUGCUUCGCGAUCUUCAGCGUCCUCAUGGGUGCCGCUCUGAUCACUGCCACGCAGAUCAACUUUAAGUACGACUUUCCGGUCACGGAACUGGAAGUGGAGAAGCCUCCUGCAGAACCAACAAGAGAGGAGCAGCUACAGAGUCAACUGUCUCAACAGUUGAAUCUGCCCAGUCUUCAGGACUCGUCUGCAGGGGUAAAUCUGAAUGUGAAACAACAACCGCCUGAAGGCAAGACGAAAAUGUUUGCUCAAACGACGCGAGAGAUCCCGGAAUGGGUGACCGUAUUGAAGCAAUUCAAAGACCUCAAGUGCGCAUCCUUCCUUUUCGUUGCGUGGUUCAUGGGAUUCGGUAUCGGGCUGAUUUUUACCUUCCUCUUUUGGCAUCUUCAGGACUACAAUGGCACACCGACUCUAUUUGGUGUAGCCUCUGUGAUCAAUCACAUUUCCGAGAUAUUUGCUUACUUCUUCAGCUUUAAACUGAUCCGUCAAAUCGGUCACGUGAAGGUGUUGUGCAUGGGACUGGGUGGAAACGUGUUUCGUUUCCUUUAUAUUUCUUAUCUGACGAUUCCAUGGUGGGUGCUGCCUUUCGAAUUCAUCCAGGGAAUAACCCAUGCGGCUGUGUGGGCCGCGUGUUGCAGCUACAUCUCUCAUAACACGCCUCCACAAUUGCGUACAAGCGCGCAGGGUGUUCUUCAAGGUAUCCAUCAUGGUCUUGGCAGGGGAUGCGGAGCUGUGAUCGGUGGCAUGUUCGUCGACGCUUACGGAACAACUGCGACAUUUCGAGCUUACGGUCUCAUCUGCAUCGUCGUUCUUGGCGCGUUCGUCUUCAUCAACUUUUACAGAAAGGAUACAGGCUUCGUUUCCGACCUGCCACAGACGGAGGAUCCUCGUCAAGUAGCCGAAGCGACACAUCUGGCACCGCACGGUGUACCUAGCAACGCCAUUCCUCGCGCUCUCAGCUCUACUCGACUGCACGAGUUGGCUAAUCAAGACACGGGUUAUGGUGCCACUUACCAAUCUGGCGAUACUCUCAACGUGCCAGGUGCGAAUGGAGGCCCAGUAAACCCGACGAAUCCAUUCCUGAACACUGGAGGCGGCGGCGGAGGUGGAUAUAAUUACGGUAUGACUGGCAAUGGCGAGGACGAGUAUAUCCGUAGGAGCUUCCAGCUUUACAAUGAGGUGAUUAGCAGGGAAUUCGACCUGGUUAAACCACCGCCGAUAGUGACCCAUCUACACGCUCAACAACCAUGCACCAACCCCUUCCAUCAGCACGACUACGAAUGGUAACAGUCCGGGACGUUCGAUCCCACUUGAGGUGAUUAGGAUGCUCAUGGAACGCUGGUCGAUAACCGGCAUGUUCUCUGGAGAACCGAAAACGAAGGACCAGCUUCGGAGUGCUAAGCAGAAGGAAUUUUUACACGGUUAAAAAAAUUCGAUGAAAGCCCCUUGGUGCCUCCUUGGAGCGACACCGUUCGUUAUACUCGCAUUAAAUGAUAGCGUCGAUGCAAACUAUUGUAACAAAUUAAUCACGGUAUAAAGAGCAAACGAACAGAGAGAAUUCUUUCCGAUGCUAACAAUUCGAUUAUCAAGCUUGGAGAAGCAUCGACAGGAUAAAGCGCAACA